GCUCGUCAGCGCGUCAGCGACCUUUCUCUUAUCGAUUGGUUAGUUCUUUUUGAAGGGGCAGGCGUAUAAACUAAGCAGUUUGAAGUAGAUGGCAGAGACUUUGGGAGAAAUCACAUGUCUGAGGGAUUCAGUUGAGGUCGGCAGCGUGAACKAUUUUUUUGAAUAGCUUUUUGUUUUAGUGAGUUAAAAAUGCAAAGCUGUGCAAAGUCUUGGGGGAUCCUAUUCGCCAAAUCGUUGAAUUCACAUGCACCUUGCAGACAUAUAUCUGGUCAAAGCCGACUUUUUGUGAAACUACAGACUAGAAUCCAAAACCGCAAUGCUUUUGUAACUGUCCGCGGUCUUCGGAUGUCUGCAGUCUAUGCUUCUUCCAGACAGAUAGACAGAAUACUGCCGAGACACGAUGAUUUUGCUGAGAGACAUAUUGGUCCAGGCGAAAGGGAGAAAAGGGAGAUGCUGGAUGUUCUUGGACUUGAGUCAAUCGCCCAGUUGAUAGAAGAUACAGUUCCAGAAUCCAUCCGCAUUCAAAGAAGUAUGAAAAUGGAUGAUCCUCUCUGCGAGAAUGAAGUCUUGGAGCAUCUCCAAAAGAUUGCAUCAAAGAACAAGGUGUGGAGGUCUUAUAUCGGAAUGGGCUACUACAACUGCUCAGUGCCUCCAGUUAUACAGAGAAACCUUCUGGAGAAUUCAGGAUGGGUGACACAGUACACCCCCUACCAGCCUGAGGUGGCUCAGGGUCGCCUGGAGAGUCUGCUCAACUACCAGACCAUGAUCUGUGACAUCACGGGCAUGGCUGUGGCCAACGCCUCUCUGCUGGAUGAGGCGACAGCCGCCGCUGAGGCCAUGCAGCUCUGCCAUAGACAGAACAAGAGAAGGACGUUCUACAUCGACUCACGAUGCCACCCUCAGACGAUUGCUGUGGUGCAGACCAGAGCCAACUACAUCGGGGUCAAGACGGUGCUGAAGCUGCCUCAUGAGAUGGACUUCAGUGGGAAGGAUGUGAGCGGUGUGCUGUUCCAGUACCCAGACACCGACGGCAGAGUGGAGGAUUUCAGCUCUGCUGGCCAACAUGGCAGCCAUGUUUGGGGUGUAUCAUGGACCCCAGGGCUUAAAGCACAUUGCUGAGAGGACACACAAUGCUGCACUGAUACUGGCUGAAGGUCUGAAGCGGGCCGGACACAGGCUGCACAGUGAGAUAUUCUUCGACACGCUGAAGGUUGGCUGCAGUGUGGCAGCCAAGGACAUCCUGGAGAGGGCUGUCCAAAGGGAGAUUAAUCUGCGUGUCUACAGUGAGGGAGUGUUAGGUGUGUCUCUGGAUGAGACCGUGACGGAGAGAGACUUGGACGAUCUGCUCUGGGUCUUUGGAUGUGAAUCCUCAGCGGAGCUGAUUGCUGAGAAGAUGGGUGAAAGGGUGAAAGGCAUUAUGGGUAGUCCUUUCAAGAGGACCAGCAAGUACCUCGUUCACACAGUCUUCAACAGUUACCAUUCGGAGACCAACAUUGUGCGCUACAUGAAACGCUUGGAGAACAAGGACAUCUCUCUGGUUCACAGCAUGAUUCCACUGGGUUCCUGCACAAUGAAGCUAAACAGUUCUUCAGAGCUCAUGCCCAUCACCUGGAAGGAGUUUGCCAACCUUCACCCCUUCUGUCCCCUGGACCAGGCUGAGGGUUAUCAGCAGCUCUUCAGGCAGCUGGAGAAGGAUCUCUGUGAGGUGACUGGCUAUGACAAGAUCUCCUUCCAACCCAACAGUGGUGCUCAGGGAGAAUACGCUGGCCUCGCGGCCAUCAAAGCCUACCUGAACUCUAAAGGAGAGGCCCAUAGAACAGUUUGUCUGAUUCCCAAGUCAGCCCAUGGUACCAACCCGGCCAGUGCCCAGAUGGCUGGCAUGAAGGUGCAGGUGGUGGAGGUGGACAAGGAUGGCAACAUUGACAUGGCAAAUCUCAAGGCACUGGUGGACAAACACAAGGCUAACCUGGCAGCCAUGAUGAUCACGUACCCCUCCACCUUCGGUGUGUUUGAGGAGAGGAUUGAUGAUGUCUGCAAUCUCAUCCACCAGAACGGAGGACAGGUCUACCUGGACGGUGCUAAUAUGAACGCACAGGUGGGCCUGUGUCGUCCUGGUGACUAUGGAUCUGACGUCUCUCACUUGAACCUCCACAAGACUUUCUGUAUCCCCCACGGAGGUGGAGGACCAGGGAUGGGACCUAUUGGCGUGAAGGAGCACCUCGCCCCAUUCCUGCCUAGCCACCCAGUGGUCUUAAUGUCAGCAGGCAACAUGUCCAGCUCCCUGGGCACCAUCAGUGCUGCCCCCUGGGGCUCCAGUGCCAUCCUGCCUAUCUCCUGGGCUUACAUCAAGAUGAUGGGAGCCAAGGGGCUGGUUCACGCCACAGAGGUGGCUAUCCUGAAUGCCAACUAUAUGGCCAAGAGACUGGAGAGCCACUACAAAAUCCUCUUCAAAGGCAGGAAAGGCUUUUGUGCUCAUGAAUUUAUUUUGGAUGUGAGGCCAUUCAAGAAGUCUGCAAACAUUGAAGCGGUGGAUGUGGCAAAAAGGCUACAGGAUUACGGUUUCCAUGCCCCCACCAUGUCGUGGCCCGUGGCAGGAACCCUGAUGAUCGAGCCCACUGAGUCGGAGGACAAGGCAGAGAUGGACCGCUUCUGUGACUCGCUGAUGGGAAUCAGACAGGAAAUAGCAGAUAUCGAGGAAGGCAGGAUGGAUGCCCGCAUUAACCCAUUGAAGAUGGCACCUCACUCCCUGGCAAGCAUCACCUCCUCUACCUGGGACAGGCCCUACUCCAGGGAGUAUGCUGCUUUCCCCCUGCCAUUCGUGAGGCCCGAGACCAAAUUCUGGCCAUCCAUCUCCAGGAUUGACGACAUCUACGGUGACCAGCACCUGGUCUGCACCUGCCCCCCCAUGGAUGUGUAUGAGUCACCAUACGAGGAGAAGAGAGCUUCCUCAUGACAAAUGCCUCCAUUAUACCAGUCGUCAUCAUCACACUUCCAAAUUCUGAAAAUCCAUUGAGUUGUAUCGUACACUGUAGUUUCUGUAUUUCAAUGUUCAACUCUUUUCUGUUGUACAAAUAGUUGCCUUGACUCUCCCUUCGUGACGUUUUUAUCUUCUAAAGUAGCGGAUCGGACUAACACGUAGAUCAAGUUUUAGGGUUUUGUUAAUAUUUGCUGUGUUCUGUGCAUGAAAAUGUUUAAAAUGUGUAUUUUGACACGUUUGCCUAAUCACUUAUACUAGUCUUGAUAUGUACUAUGGAUAGUUUUAAUGAUCUAAGGAAAAUAGUUGUAUUGAACAUUGUCAAUCUUUUCUUGUUCAGUUUGAAGUAGACUUCAGUCAUUUCUUUUCCACAUAAGGAAAUACUGCCAUCUAGAUGUGAAUGUUAAACACCAAAAACGUUCUCACAUGAUUUGUUCUGAGACACUAAUACAUUUGGACAUUAAGAUAUUUCUUAUCUCCAAAACAGACUAAGGUGAUGUUCAUCGAACUAAUUGGGCUGUAAGUAUUAGUUCAAAGAAUGACUUCAGUUCUCUGCCUAUGGACAUGGCAUGAGAACCCCAAGGAAGUUCAUUCCUUUUGUUAAUCCUAUUGGGUGAUCAUCUUUGCUUAGCCUCAAUACAUUGUGACUUACUGUACAACUGGGAACAGUUGUGGGUGCAUUACUUUAAAGUGCUGAAUAUCAACGUAAAGAUUGUUAGACCCAAAAUAGACAACUUGUAAGAUCUACAGCCUGUAUGCGUGAUUAAAUUACACAUCGACUUGUGA
Messenger RNA from Salvelinus sp. IW2-2015, 3760 nucleotides. The record is from RefSeq and is a predicted model, not a curated record. NCBI's taxonomy places the organism in Eukaryota, Metazoa, Chordata, Actinopteri, Salmoniformes, Salmonidae.